AUGCCUUCCAAAACAGUUGCUAGCCGCGCCGCCGCCCCGGCCAAGGAAACAAAGGAAAAGAAGCCUGCUGCCGCCCCCGCUCAUGCCUCCUACAAAGACAUGAUCAAGGAAGCCAUCCUGAACCUCAAGGAGCGCAAUGGAAGCAGCCGACAAGCCAUCAAGAAGUAUGUCAAGGCAAACAACAACAUCACCGUUACGUCUGAGACCCAGUUCGACUCUCUGUUCAACAAGGCCUUGAAGACUGGUGUCGAGAAGGGUGACUUCCAACAGCCCAAGGGUCCCUCUGGGCCCGUGAAGCUGGCAAAGAAGGAGGCCAAACCUGCUGAGAAGAAGACGGUCAAGAAGGAGAAGGCCGCCCCUAAGGAAGCCAAGGAGCCCAAGGAGGCCAAAGAGGCCAAACCCAAGGCCCCCAAAACGAAGACUGUCGCCAAGCCCAAGACUGUCGCCACGAAAGCGAAGAAAGCAGCCGCCCCUAAGAAGGCCGCCGCCGCCGCCAAGCCCAAGGCCAACACUGCUACUAAGAGAGCACCCAAGACCAAGACCAAGGCUGAGGCACCGGCUCCUGCUGUUACGGAAGUCCCGACUGUUUUGAAGAAGACCAAGUCAGGUCGCGUGACCAAGCAAAAGACCGAACCCAGCUCAAAACCCAAGGCAACAUCAAAGGCUAAGGCCCAGGCAUGA
Molecule: messenger RNA, 681 nt
Organism: Fonsecaea erecta
Lineage: Eukaryota; Fungi; Ascomycota; Eurotiomycetes; Chaetothyriales; Herpotrichiellaceae
Product: histone H1/5
Exons: 7
Coding region: 1-681 (226 amino acids)
Biological process (GO): chromosome condensation; negative regulation of DNA recombination; nucleosome assembly
Cellular component (GO): nucleus; nucleosome
Molecular function (GO): structural constituent of chromatin; double-stranded DNA binding; nucleosomal DNA binding
Source: RefSeq, a predicted model, not a curated record